AUGCCCCCUGACGUGGUUCAAUCCGACACCGAAUGUUAUAUGCACGAGACACAGAGCAAGUUGAUAAAUGCAAAAUGCUUCAAUAACCCGAAGAAAUCACUCUCAAGAACAAAGGAAAGCAGGCAUUUUGUUCCCGGCGGAAAGAAGAAAGCUAAACGCUUGAUCGAUUUCAUGUGGUAUAUAUUCCAUAAUUAUGUACUCCAUACUCCGUACAUUGUGAGGAUAUGGAAGUAUGGUGUCCACUUCCCCAGACCCAUCAUCCAGGUUCUCUGCAUCACAACGAAAAGCCUAAACAUCUUCAUCACCCUGUACGAUGGACGAGCACUUUUGGGUAAUUUGGCAAAGUGA
Messenger RNA from Microsporum canis CBS 113480, 348 nucleotides. RefSeq lists its product as uncharacterized. The coding region runs from base 1 to 348 and encodes 115 amino acids. Lineage: Eukaryota; Fungi; Ascomycota; Eurotiomycetes; Onygenales; Arthrodermataceae. The record is from RefSeq and is a predicted model, not a curated record. The transcript is spliced from 3 exons.